Molecule: messenger RNA, 1790 nt
Organism: Oryza brachyantha (malo sina)
Lineage: Eukaryota; Viridiplantae; Streptophyta; Magnoliopsida; Poales; Poaceae
Product: homogentisate geranylgeranyltransferase, chloroplastic
Exons: 14
Coding region: 191-1402 (403 amino acids)
Cellular component (GO): membrane
Molecular function (GO): prenyltransferase activity
Source: RefSeq, a predicted model, not a curated record
CACUCCCCCACUCCACACCACACCACAUUUCCGUCGAUCGAUCGAUCCGGCCACCAUCAUCUUCAUCCUUGGCAUCAACCCUCGAUCGAUCCGGGUUGAUUCCUAGGUUUUCUUGUUCUUCUUCCUCCUCCUCCCGCGUCGGCCGCUUGACUCGCCGUAUCUUCCACCGAUCGAUAUAUAUCGCAGACCGAUGCAGGCCUCGCCGGCGGCGGCGGCGGCGCCGGCGUGCUCGGCUAUCCGGCCGGCGCAGCAGACCGUGCGAGCCCAGACAGAUAGGAGGGGAUUGGAGUGCAGGGCUCGGUUUGGAACGAGGAAAUUAUCCUGGGCCGGUAAAUUGUCAGCGGAAAAUUCUGCAGUUCACCUGUGUUCAAGUCUAACAGGAAACUUAAGGAGGCAAAGAAGGCAACAUUCUUCAGUCCUCCAAGUUAGAUGCUAUGCCAUUACUGGCGAUCAGCAUGAAUCGAUCGCCAUUCAGUUUGAAGAAAUUUUGGAAGAAGUUUCCAAGAAACUGGGAGCUUUUUAUCGGUUUUGCCGACCCCACACAAUUUUUGGCACUAUAAUAGGAAUCACUUCAGUUUCUCUCCUUCCAAUGAGAAGCCUAGAUGAUUUUACUACGAAAGUAUUAUGGGGAUUUCUUGAGGCAUUAUCCUCAGCUUUAUGUAUGAAUGUCUAUGUUGUUGGCCUGAAUCAACUAUAUGACAUUCAGAUUGAUAAGGUCAAUAAACCCAGCCUUCCAUUGGCGUCUGGAGAGUUUUCAGUGGCAACUGGAGCAGUGUUAGUACUCACGUCCUUGAUCAUGAGCAUUGCCAUUGGAAUCAGAUCCAAAUCAGCUCCUUUGCUGUGUGCUUUGCUUAUCAGUUUCUUUCUUGGAAGUGCGUACUCUGUUGAUGCUCCAUUACUCCGGUGGAAACGGAACGCGUUUCUCGCUGCAUUCUGUAUACUAUUUGUAAGAGCAGUCUUAGUUCAGCUAGCAUUCUUUGCACAUAUGCAGCAACAUGUUCUGAAGAGACCCUUGGCACCAACAAAGCCGGUGGUUUUCGCGACAUUGUUCAUGUGUUGCUUCUCUGCAGUCAUUGCAUUAUUCAAGGAUAUUCCUGAUAUUGAUGGUGACAGACAUUUUGGCGUCCAGUCCUUGAGCGUACGUCUGGGUCCAGAAAGAGUGUAUUGGCUCUGCAUAAACAUACUAUUAACAGCAUAUGGAGCUGCCAUUUUGGCAGGAGCAUCAUCCACAAAACUAUCCCAAAUGAUCAUCACCGUUUUCGGCCAUGGCAUGUUAGCCUUUGCACUUUGGCAGAGAGCACAGGAAUGUGACGUUGAGAACAAGGCGUGGAUCACAUCAUUUUACAUGUUCAUUUGGAAGCUGUUCUACGCUGAGUAUUUCCUUAUACCAUUUGUGCAGUAAGCACUAAUAUAUACACAAGGGCAAGAAUUUUCUAACCAUGCGUACAAGCAAUUAUAUGAGACCUAUUGCUGAUGAUGGUUUGUAUCCAAUGUGCUGCAAUAUGCAAAUGUGGAUAAAGGCAAUUAUGAGCAUGCACUUUUUAGAUCUUUAUAACUGCUGCCCUUUGAGCAAAUGUUGUUUGGAGAAACCAGAUCUUGUCAUUGGUAUUUUGCUGGGGUGUCUCUCGUCUGGCUGUUGAGUUACAUGUCCAGGGGGAAAUGCCUAUCGGCGUGUUUUGUUCAGAAGUUGAAAUUAGCUUGUUAGCCUAGUGCAAAAUGAGAAAGAGCAAUUUUACAGUCCAAUAAAAGGUACCUCGCGGUUCCAAGUUGUUUCUGACCGUUGGAUCUAA